UGCAGAUUUGCCGCCAUCGCCGUUGAUUACCAGCCACCUUGUUUGAACACACCUCUAGCUAGAAUGUAGGGUGGCAUAGCGCUGGUAUCUAGAGAGGUGUUUUUGACUGCUACUACCUUUUCGUUUCUCUUAAUUAAGUAACUACGCCUACUUCUGAACUCGGUUUGAUUAGAAGUUGAUCCAGACCGUCUCCCAGAUGUAGUUCAUCUAGCGUGCGUUAACUUCACGGAACAGCCGCAUCUCUGUACUGAAUGCAAUGGAGUUGAGAACGAAGAAGCGGUUGACGUAUGUAGUCAUGAGCAUCUACUUCUUGCUGGGAGGUGCAGAGUUUGCUGUCAUUCUUCCCACUCUCUAUCCCUACGUCAAAAGUCUCCACGGAGACGAAUUUUUCUAUGGCGUCACUUUGGCCGCUUUUUGCAUAUCCAGUCUAUUUGCAAAUCCGGUGUUUGGUUACGUGGCCGACCGAAUGAAGAAAACCAAGUCGUUGGUGCUUGUAACGAAUAUGUUUCAAAUUGGAGGAAAUCUAAUGUAUUUUGUUGGGACGUCGAAGUAUAUGCUACUUUGUGGUAGACUCGUUACUGGAAUUGGAAUGGGUGGUGGGGUAGCAAUUUAUGCACAACUUGCAUGGAUGAGUACAGAGGAAGAACGAACUGCUGUGAUGUCAAUAACGAUGGCUUGCAAACAGUUUGGGAUUCUUGCUGGUCCAGCUUUGAAUAUAUUUCUGAGAGAGAUAAACUUCCAGAUCGGGCCAUUCAAUGUUAAUCAGUUGUCAGUGCCCGGAUUGUUUCUAGCAGUGUUGUGGUGUGCAAUGCAGCUUGUAGUUAUCGUUAUGUAUUUUGAUCUUUCUUCGGUUCAGGAGUUUACAGUGUCAGACGAGGCAUCAACAGCAGACAAUGUCAACAUUUCAAAAAGUGCCCAGGAUGGAUCCGGAUUUGGCUCCCGAUUUAAUGAUAUAUGUAGCAAUGAUUCAGAUUCUGACGUUAUGCCACUCUUGAGCACUAAAUCAUCAAAGUACCAAACUAUAGCUACUUGCACAGAUGGAGAGUCAACAAGUCAGCAUCACUCAAUCCGGAGAAGACUGACUAGCAUAGCAGAUGAGUAUCUUCGUGAGGAGAUUGCAUUGCUGUUGGGCAUUAUCUUUAUCAUUUACUUCAAUCAGUUGGUGCUUGAAAGUGUCAUUGUUCCAUUCUCUAUGAAGUAUUUCGGAUGGAGUACUGUUGAUAACAGCUAUUUCUACUGUGGAUCGGCUGGUUUGGCAAUGUCUGCAUAUGUAACUAUCCAGAGAGUUAGCAAACGAGUGCCUGAUCGUUGGAUCAUGGUUAUUGGUCUCGUGUUUGGAGUUUCUGGUGUGUGUUUGCUCACUGUAUUCACUCCACAAAUGACACCUUUACAUGAUAUUACUAGAAAUACUAUCAUUGUUAUGUUUGCUUCUGCUUUCUUAACCUUCGGCUUUCCAUGUGCUUUGACUACUUCCAUAUCACUGAUCUCUAAAAUGACGUCAAUGAAAAUGCAAGGAGUGACUCAGUCAAUUCGACGUAAUGUCUCAAAUUUUGGAAUCAUAAUGGGACCUUUGUGGUCCUCAGCCUUUUUUGGGAUGCUAAACAUCAUGUGUGGAGUUAUGCUCGGCUUGCAGAUAAUGAUACUUGCAAUGGUAAUUCUUUCAUUUAGGAAAUUGAAAUUGAAAUAAAAGUCAUUUCUAAAGCAGAACAAAGAUGAAUAGUAAGAAAUUAUAAAAGGUAUUAUAUAACGUUUAUAAUUGGCAUAUCAAAUAGCUCAUUGAAUCCUCAAAAUGUAUUUAAUUCAACCACAUGACUGCCUGUUUGUUAAUUGUUAGGAGGACUGCUAUAUGAACAGUUUUUCUCGCAUUAACAAAUUCACUAAACUUUAUUUGAAAUUGCCACACAAUUGGUGAAGACUGUCAGGAUUAGCAAAAGAUCAGUUCUAUUAUUCAUUGACAAUAAAGGAUUUAUUUCAAAUUGCUAAGGCAACAACCUUCGACUUUUAGUGUACUACAUAUCCAGCAACAAAACAUGCCCGUACAUUCACUUUUAAUUUAUUAUAUUAAUUAAUUAAGUCUGUCUCUCUGUCUGCCUAUCUGUCUGUCUAUCUGCAUGUUUGUUUGUUUGUCUCUCUGUUUGUCUAUGUGUCUGUCUGUCUAUCUGUUUGUCCGUUAUCUUUCCCUUCGUCUUUCUGUCUCUCCGUCUGUCCUUCCGUCUAUCUGCCUGUCUGUUCUGUCUGUCUGUGUUUUCUCUCUGUCUUGUCUGUUUGUCUGUCUGUCUGCCUGCAAUACAUUCAGUGCUUCACAUAUUGGAAUAGUUGAACUUGUUUAUGAAGCACUUUCUUUUAAUUAUUGAAAUAUCAUGUAUUCUAGUGUGUAGAGAUGCUGUAUCCUAAUAUUAUAAAACGAUAUAAACUAUUGUUGCUGAGUGGUCUGCUUGCAUGCCAAAUGGAGCUGGAUAUUCAUCAGCAAACAGACCCAAGAAACAGAUACCUACAAACUGAUGGAAGACCAGACAUUACAUUCUACAACAUUGAUUCUGGUGUCACCUAUGAAUGUGAUGUUUCUUUAAAUGGCUCACCCUUGGAGGAAAGACAUAGUGAACGGAGCUGCAAAGGCAUGCAGACAUGCAUGCAGAGACAAACGGGAAUCAGAAAAAUGUUACAAAUAUUCAAAGGAGAUCUUGCCAUAUGGAUCUAGCCCUGAAAUUGUUUCGCUAGUUUUUUAGCAUUUCGGCACAUGCGGAUCACAAGCGGAAAACUUACUGCAUGAUAUGGAAAGAAAGGCAGGGCUCAUUGAAGGAAGACGAGUAGAUGCAGAGUUUAUGCCAUAUUGGCGACGACGUUUUUCUGUGACUCUCCAAAAAUGCAAUGGUAAAGUUGUCUUGAGAAAAGUGUGUAAGUUGUCACAAACAGACUAAUGGAGGAUAAUGUAGUUAGCAGAGAUAGAUACAUUCUGUGCUUGUUUAUGAAGCACUUUCUUUUAAUUAUUGAAAAGUUAUGUAUUCUAGUGUGUAGAGAUGAUGUAUCCUAAUAAAAUUACCUGCCU
This is a messenger RNA of Corticium candelabrum, 3046 nucleotides long. RefSeq lists its product as uncharacterized. Gene Ontology annotation, molecular function: transmembrane transporter activity. Lineage: Eukaryota; Metazoa; Porifera; Homoscleromorpha; Homosclerophorida; Plakinidae. Gene Ontology annotation, biological process: transmembrane transport. The record is from RefSeq and is a predicted model, not a curated record. The transcript has a single exon. The coding region runs from base 257 to 1687 and encodes 476 amino acids.